AUGACAGACGAUAUCGAACGUGAUGGUGGAGUGGACAGGAAGUCCUUCGACUCUCAUCCUCAUCAUGUAUCACCAGUUUUGAUGAAAAGUAUUACCAUCCAGGAUGCUACUCAUGAUAAUGCUCUGCAUCUCGAGCGGAUGAAAAGGGCUACCCACUCGAGGAGGGAUAGCGCAAGUAGGAUCGUUGAGGAGUUCAGGACUCUGUCGAUUGACGUAUCCAAUACCCAACAACGACAUAUUGCCGUCACCCCUCAGAAAGGUGCUGCUAAGGAUAUAGCGGAAUUGGAAUGGCAUAAAUACUCUGUCGACGAUAUCCUCCAGAGAUUAAGUAGUAAUGCCAAAUUAGGUUUGGAGAACGAACAAGUCAAAAGAAAGUUCGGUCAAUAUGGAGCCAACGAAGUUAGUCCACCGAAGAACAAUAUUUUCCUCAAAUGGGUUGGCUACGUUCUUGGUGGAUUCGGCAGUUUGUUGUUGAUAGCUUCAAUACUCUGUUUCAUAGCAUGGAAACCCCUCGGGGAACCUAAUCCUGCUGCUGCGAAUCUUGCUUUGGCUGUAGUUCUGCUCAUCGUCAUCGUCAUCCAGACGGCUUUCAAUGCAUGGCAAGACUUCUCGACCAACCGAGUCAUGGCGUCCAUCUCCGGCCUCUUACCCUCCGCUGUACUCGUCCUUCGUGAUGCUCGCCAAAUACAAUUACCCGCCAAAGAACUCGUCCCGGGAGACAUCAUCUAUGUUUCCCUUGGUAACAAGCUUCCAGCAGAUAUACGGUUUAUCGAUGUUUCUUCUGAUCUCAAGAUGGAUCGAAGUGUGCUCACUGGCGAGUCUGAGCCUAUUCAAGGGACAGUGGAUAUGACAGACGACAAUCUGCUGGAAACGAAGAAUAUCGGUUUGCAAGGUACGCUAUGUGUUAGCGGGUCAGCUAUCGGUGUGGUGAUCCAAACGGGGAAUCUUACGGUAUUCGGUCGAAUUGCCAAACUGUCCACAUCCGGUGCACCCUCUCUUACCACCUUGCAGAGAGAGAUCCUUCGAUUCGUAAUCAUCAUCGCCGCUUGUGCCAUCACCAUCGCCUUAUUGGUGAUUAUCCUCUGGGCAGCAUGGCUAAACAAACAGCAUAAAGGAUUCAUCACCGUUCCAGUACUCAUCAUCGAUGUCGUGGCAGUCAUGGUGGCCUUCAUCCCCGAGGGUCUACCAGCAAGUGUCACUGUCUCUCUAGCUGUCAUUGCGAACACCCUGGUGAAGAACAAGGUACUUUGUAAAUCACUUAUGACGGUCGAGACGCUCGGUGCAGUCAACAUACUGUGCUCGGACAAGACUGGGACUCUAACGGAAAACAAGAUGACCGUAACGAGUUUGUCUGUAUUGGACGAUGAGAUGGAUUUGACCCAGGCAAGAGAUAGAAUGGUUGUUGGGAAAGAUAAUGGAAAGACGAUCGAGCAGAUGGCUGCUGUGAUGGGAGUCUGUAAUGCCGCGACGUUUGAUGAAAGUAAGAUGGAUCAGCCGGUAUCUCUCAGGAAGGUCAAUGGAGAUGCUACAGAUUCUGCUAUUCUCCGAGCUGCAGAGACCUUGAGACCAGUCAAAGACUCCAACAGCGAAUGGUCGGAAGUAUUCAAGGUGAAUUUCAACUCGAAAACCAAAUACAUGCUCAAGCUCUGUCGGCGGGCAUCUGCCAAAUCACCUUUGUUCCCAGCUCCAUGUGACAUGUACGACGAGUUCGGCCCUCAAGAUCUCAUGCUCAUGUGUAAAGGGGCACCCGAUGUUCUGCUUAAACGUUGCGCAUACAUCAACGAUCCAUCUGGAGGUCCUGCUCUCCCUCUCACGCAAAGCAAUAUCGAGCGAUUAACUGCAGUACAAGAAAAAUGGUCAUCAAAAGGCCAACGUGUCCUCCUACUUGCCAAACGGAUGAUACCCCAUUCGCUCAUACCCGAUGGAAUGGCUUUCGACCAACCUGAAUUUGGUGAUCUCGUCAAUAUCAAAUUGAAUCAGCAACUUACCAUUAUUGGAUUGGUAGGAUUGGUGGAUCCUCCCCGAGCUGAGAUUCCGGAGACAGUCCGCAUAAUGCGAGGCGCAGGUAUACGGUUCUUCAUGGUGACCGGUGAUUUCGCUCUUACCGCCGUUGCCAUUGCCGAACAAUGUGGAAUCAUAUCUUCUUCGAAGACAUUACAUCAUGUUCAAGAUCUACCAAGAGACACACCCUUAGACCAAGUCUUACAAUUCGAUAAGCAAGAUAUGGAAUUGGGUACAGGUGGACUGCCAGGUUUAGUGUUGAGCGGGAACGAUUUGAUGGAGAUGUCGGAUUCUCAAUGGGAACAAGCCUGUCAAUAUACAGAGAUCGUCUUUGCUCGUACCACCCCUGAACAGAAAUUACGAAUUGUCAAAGAAUUUCAAGCGAGAGGGAACGUUGUAGGGAUGACAGGUGAUGGAGUGAAUGAUGCUCCCUCCCUCAAGGCUGCUAAUGUCGGUAUAGCGAUGGGAGGUGGAUCGGACGUCGCCAUGGAAGCUUCUGAUUUGGUCUUGUUGGAGAACUUCUCGUCGAUCGUAGUAGCGGUGGAAUAUGGGAGAUUGGUUUUUGAUAAUCUGAAAAAGACAUGCCUAUACCUCCUCCCAGCCGGUUCAUUCUCCGAGCUGAUGCCUAUCCUCCUCAAUGUCCUCUUCGGUCUCCCUCAAAUCCUAUCAAGUCUACAAAUGAUCAUCAUCUGCGUCGUCACUGACGUCUUACCAGCCAUAUCAAUGUGUUUUGAAAAGCCCGAAGCGGGACUCUUGACGAGACCACCGAGGAAUACCAAAAAGGACAAAUUGGUGAAUUGGAAAUUCCUCUUGCACGCUUAUGGGUUUUUGGGGCUGUUAGAAAGUCUUUCUGCGAUGAGUAUGGCUUUUUGGUGGUUGGAGAAACAAGGGUACAAGUUUAGUGAUUUAGUCCUCGCAUACGGUGGUCUUCCGCCGCAGUAUGAUCCUGACGCCUACAAUGAAGCGAUCAACAAAGCUCAAUCAAUCUACUUCUUCACAUUGGUCGGCAUGCAAUUCGGAAACCUCCUCGCCACACGAACGAGGAGAUUGAGUAUUCUCCAAUCGAACCCCUUCAAAUGGUCUGACGAAACUCAGAGAAAUUACUGGAUCAUCCCUUCUAUGAUCGUCUCAAUCUGUUUCUUAUUCUUUUUCAGCUAUGUGCCGUUCUUCCAGAAUACCUUUUUGACCAGAGGUGUUCCUGUCGAACAUAUCUUUAUUCCAUUCACAUUCGCCUUAGGUUUAUUGUUGUUAGAUGAACUCAGGAAGUACUUUGUCAGGAGGUACUCGAAAGGUAUCUUGGCAAAGAUAGCUUGGUAG
Molecule: messenger RNA, 3318 nt
Organism: Kwoniella botswanensis
Lineage: Eukaryota; Fungi; Basidiomycota; Tremellomycetes; Tremellales; Cryptococcaceae
Exons: 13
Coding region: 1-3318 (1105 amino acids)
Biological process (GO): potassium ion import across plasma membrane; sodium ion export across plasma membrane; proton transmembrane transport
Cellular component (GO): plasma membrane
Molecular function (GO): ATP binding; ATP hydrolysis activity; P-type sodium:potassium-exchanging transporter activity
Source: RefSeq, a predicted model, not a curated record